Andrographis paniculata is the source of this 2336-nucleotide messenger RNA. Its product is annotated as laccase-1. Gene Ontology annotation, biological process: lignin catabolic process. Gene Ontology annotation, molecular function: copper ion binding; hydroquinone:oxygen oxidoreductase activity. Gene Ontology annotation, cellular component: apoplast. The record is from RefSeq and is a predicted model, not a curated record. Lineage: Eukaryota; Viridiplantae; Streptophyta; Magnoliopsida; Lamiales; Acanthaceae. The coding region runs from base 234 to 2102 and encodes 622 amino acids. The transcript has 3 exons.
UUUAUUUUUUUGAGAGAAAGAAAGAAGAUGAUCAUACAUUUUGCCCACUCUCUCAUUAUCAUUAUAUGUAUGUAUGUAUGUAUGUACGUGUGUGUGUAAAUCUAUAUAGUUGACCAGCAGCAACAGCAUUAGUUUCCAUCGGCAUCGGCAUUAUUAAUCAGGAGAGAGCAGAGGAGAGGACACGACAGCAGUGCAACAGUAGUAGUAGUGUGUGUGUUUGUGGUUGAUUAGAUAUGGAAGAUUGCUGCUGUGGCUGUGGCUGUGGCUGUCGUCAAACAGCAACAGUGCUGCUUCGAAUCCUCUUUUCAUUUGCAGCGACGCCUGCAGCACUUGCGCUAGUGCUCUUCCUCCACCUGCACCUGCACCUGCUCCUCAUGCUUCCGCCUGCGGCCUUUGCUGAUUCUUCAACUACAAAGACUUUUCGUUUCAAUAUCGAGCGGACCAACAUCACCCGCCUGUGCCACACGAAGGCGGUGGUGACGGUGAACGGGGAGUUCCCGGGCCCCACCAUCGCCGUCCGAGAGGGCGACGCUGUCCGGGUCGUCGUCACCAACACCCUCUCCACCAACACCACCAUCCACUGGCAUGGAGUGAGGCAAAUGAGGAGCGGGUGGGCGGACGGGCCGGCUUACAUAACACAGUGCCCCAUUGGCGCCGGCGAGACCUACACUUACACCUUCACCGUGGUCGGCCAGCGGGGCACCCUCUGGUGGCACGCCCACUACGCCUGGCACCGCGCCUCCGUCUACGGCGCCUUCCUCAUCCAACCCUCAUCUCCGGUCAUAUACAAGUACGACGUCGACGCCCCCCCGAUCAUCCUCGGCGAGUGGUGGAACGCCGACGUCGACCUCGUCGAAUCCCAAAUGAUGCUCUACGGCGGAGGCCCCAACACCUCCGACGCCUACACCAUCAACGGCCUCCCCGGCCCCCUCUACCCCUGCAGCACCAGCCCCGACCACACCUUCGUGCAAACCGUCCAGCCAGGCGGCAAAACCUAUCUCCUCAGGCUCAUCAACGCCGCCCUCAACGACGAGCUCUUCUUCGCCGUCGCCGACCACAACCUCACCGUCGUCGAGGUCGACGCCGCCUACACCAAGCCCUUCACCACCCCCGCCGUCAUGCUCGCCCCCGGCCAGACCACCAACGUCCUCCUCGUCACCGCCGCCGCCCGGUACUCAUCCACCUUCGUCAUCGCCGCCCGCCCCUACCUCACCGGCACCUCCCCCUUCGACAACUCCACUACCAUCGGCUUCCUAAAAUACCUAAACACCAAUGAUAAUGACGACGACGAUGAUCUUAUUCCUCCUCUUCCUCCUCCUCCUCAUAACAAUUAUGAUUAUUACACGCUGCCUCCCAACCUCCCCGCCCUCAAGGACACCCCAUUCGCCACCAGCUUCUCCGACAGCCUGAGGAGCCUGGGCUCCGCCGACAGCCCCUGCAGCGUGCCCAAGGAGAUCGACAGGCGCGUGGUGACCACCAUCGGCCUGAACCUUCAAGACUGCCCCGCCAACCACACCUGCCGGGGCCGCCUCGGCAAGCGCUUCCACGCCUCCAUGAACAACCAGUCCUUCCUCCGCCCCACAACCACCUCCAUCCUCAGCUCCCACUACUACAACAACCGCGGACUCAACCUCUCAUCCGAUUUCCCCGAAAACCCUCCCCACGUCUUCAACUACACGGGGGUGGACCCCAUGGCGGAGAAUAUGAACACCGCGUUCGGCGCCAGGCUCCUGAGAGUCGCUUUCGGGACGAGGCUCGAGGUGGUGCUGCAGGGCACCAACUUCCUGAAUUCGGAGAACCACCCCAUCCACUUCCACGGGCAUAACUUCUUCGUUGUGGGGACGGGGUUCGGGAACUAUGAUGUGAGGAGGGACCCGGGAAAUUACAACCUGGUGGACCCGCCGGAGAGGAACACGGUGGCUGUGCCGACGGGGGGGUGGGCGGCGAUCCGUCUGACGGCGGAUAAUCCGGGGGUGUGGUUCAUACACUGUCAUCUGGAGGCGCACACGUCGUGGGGGUUGGCUGUGGCAAUGAUAGUCGAGGAUGGGAAGGAGCCAUGGGAGCGCUUGCCGCCGCCGCCGAGUGACCUGCCUACCUGUUGACCUCGAGCCAUUAAUUACCAGUAGAUACAUAAAUAUAUUAAAAGAUACAUACAAACUGGCAUUGAUGAUGUACUCACUCUUGCAGGCGCUUUUCGUUUUAAAUUAGUUCUGCUCAUGUGUUGUGUUGUGCUGUGUUUCAACUUUGAAUGGGCCUUGCGGUUUGGCUGGACAUGUUUACGGACAUGAUAUCUUGUAGUGUACAGAGAUUUAUUUCUGCCUCUAUAUCCCACACCU